UGCUCCCCUUUAAAUAUUCUUGUCACACCUCCUUAUAUUUUCUCAAAUUUUGUCAUUAGGAAAAUGCCUUUUUCCUCCUUUUCAAUAUCUACAAAAUUUGCAUCCCCUUAUUCUUUCCUUCCAACCUUUGACUCUCUAAUAUUUCCGAUGGAUAAACAGGAAAACCCCGCCGGAAAAUCACCAAGGAGAGAGCUCCAAGGACCCCGUCCGUCCCCACUUAAAGUACGUAAAGAUUCUCACAAGAUCAGAAAACCACCCAUGGCGCCAUCACAACACCACCAUCAACCACCACAAGCUCCGCCACGACCACCGGUCAUUAUAUAUACCGUGUCUCCCAAGGUAAUCCAUGCAAACCCUAGCGAGUUCAUGACAUUAGUUCAAAGACUCACGGGGCCGGAUCAUAAUUCGGCCACGUGUUCCACAUCGGCAACUGCCACAUCAUCAUUUUCGUCCUCUUCAUCCUCGUUAUUUCCUUUCCAAGAAAAUAUGAACACCGGGGCGAUAUCCCCGGCUGCUAGGUUUGCGUCGAUAGAGAAAACAAGGGUACCUGAAGGGAAAAAAUUACAAAAAAAUUGUGAUAAUAUGGAAAAUUAUAAUAAUAUGGUACAUGAAGGUAUAGAAAUAGGGACAGAAAUUGAACGUAGUGGAUUUUUUCCUGGAAUUUUAUCACCAAAUCCAUCUUCACUUCCACCUAUACCACCAAAUUUCUUUUCACCACCAUCACAUGAUCCAAAUCCACUAGGGUUUUUUUAUGACUUAAGUCCCGUGUUACAUAGUAACAACAACAACAACAGAAAUUAUUUUGAAUUACCAAAUUUCUUACCUAGCCCUUCGAAUAAUAAUUUCAUUUCUCCAAGAUUAUUUUUAUCUCCAGGUACUCCAUCUUUUGACCUUUUCAAUAACUUAUUCGACGUUUAAUAUAUCUAAUUAACUAGCCAUGUAAAGAAGGAAACAUAGAAAUGGAAUUUGAGCUUCGAAGUUCUUCAAUGACAAAAGGGUGGAAUUCAAUGGGCAGAAAUGGAAUUUCUGAUGUUUUGUAAAGGUUGUCAAACAGCAGCUAGGAUGGGACAAAAAGUCAAACAUCAGCUAGGGUGCUUCUCACAAGUGGAGGUUCUUUGUUAUUUUACUAUUUUACCCUUUUGUAUUUGAAAUUAUUGGCCAUUUUAUCAG
Molecule: messenger RNA, 1170 nt
Organism: Solanum dulcamara
Lineage: Eukaryota; Viridiplantae; Streptophyta; Magnoliopsida; Solanales; Solanaceae
Product: protein MKS1-like
Exons: 1
Coding region: 64-918 (284 amino acids)
Cellular component (GO): nucleus
Source: RefSeq, a predicted model, not a curated record